GCCUGGGCGGAUGUCUCCGGCGCGUCCGUGCACGGGGCUGAGGGCCGUGGUGGCUGCCAGCAUGGGGUUGAGCGAGGGGCCGGCGGGCUCCGCCCGGAGCGGGCGCCUUCUCCGUCCGCCGAGCCCCGCUCCGGCGGCGCCGGGGGCUCGGCUGUUCCGGCUCCCGGGGAGCGGGGCCGUGCGGGCCUCAAACCCGGAGCGCGCCGGCUGGACCGAGGCGCUGCGGGCCGCCGUGGCCGAGCUGCGCGCCGGCGCCGUGGUGGCCGUCCCCACCGAUACGCUGUACGGCCUGGCCUGCUCGGCGAGCUGCUCGGAGGCACUGGGCGUCGUGUACCGCGUCAAGGGCCGCAGCGAGACCAAGCCGCUGGCUGUGUGCCUGGGCCGCGUGGCCGACGUCUACAGGUACUGCCGUGUGAGAGUACCGGAGGGGCUCCUGAACGACCUGCUGCCAGGACCAGUGACCCUGGUGAUGGAACGCUCGGAGGAGCUCAACAAGGACCUGAAUCCCUUCACUCCUCUUGUAGGCAUCCGUAUUCCUGACCACGCCUUCAUGCAGGACUUGGCCCAGGUGUUUGGGGGACCGCUUGCUCUCACCAGCGCCAACCUCAGCUCCCAGACCAGCUCUCUGAAUGUUGAGGAAUUUCAGGAUCUCUGGCCUCGCUUGUCCUUGGUCAUUGAUGGGGGACCAAUUGGGGAUGACCAGAGCCCUGAGUGUCGACUAGGCUCAACUGUGGUUGACUUGUCUGUGCCUGGAGAGUUUGGCAUCAUUCGUCCGGGUUGUGCCCUAGAAAAUACUUCAGCCAUCCUCCAGAAGUAUGGGCUGCUCCCCUUACGUGGAUCCUGCCUGUGAAACUCCGAAGGAGGGAGGGCCCAAGGACUGGUGCUGGACACUGUGUGUCCGACUGCUGGUGGCUGGCAAGGCCUCAUUGGCAGAGGCCACUGGGGCUACAGUGUUACUAGUCUGACGUUUUAAGGCAAAGUUUCUUUCUGAACACUAUAGACCAGGCCUCAGAAGCUGCUGGUUAAGCCUCACACCUGGUUGGGGAGGUUAUAUUUAUUUAUAAUUUCAUAUAUGAGCCAGAAGCUGAACAGAGGUUUUAAGAGCAUUCCGAGGAUGGCCUUGUUCUGGUAAGUUUUUUCUUUUUUUUGAUCUUAAAAAAUAAAUAACAGAUUUGGAAUCUA
Mesoplodon densirostris (Blainville's beaked whale) is the source of this 1182-nucleotide messenger RNA. RefSeq names its product yrdC N6-threonylcarbamoyltransferase domain containing (gene YRDC). Gene Ontology annotation, molecular function: tRNA binding; nucleotidyltransferase activity; double-stranded RNA binding. Gene Ontology annotation, biological process: regulation of translational fidelity. Bases 11 to 850 code for a protein of 279 amino acids. The record is from RefSeq and is a predicted model, not a curated record. NCBI's taxonomy places the organism in Eukaryota, Metazoa, Chordata, Mammalia, Artiodactyla, Ziphiidae. Gene Ontology annotation, cellular component: cytoplasm. The transcript has 5 exons.